Cyprinodon tularosa is the source of this 1377-nucleotide messenger RNA. RefSeq names its product formiminotransferase cyclodeaminase N-terminal like 1 (gene ftcdnl1). The transcript is spliced from 6 exons. Gene Ontology annotation, molecular function: folic acid binding; transferase activity. The record is from RefSeq and is a predicted model, not a curated record. NCBI's taxonomy places the organism in Eukaryota, Metazoa, Chordata, Actinopteri, Cyprinodontiformes, Cyprinodontidae. The coding region runs from base 188 to 1177 and encodes 329 amino acids.
UGGCCGUUACACCCGCUGCCAAAUUCCAGCGGCCCUGAUCUGUGCAGACUGAGCGGCCCCCCGUGGCCCCCUGUGGCCCCCCGUGCCCUAACCUGCCCAUCGGGAGGUUCAGACCCGCUGCUUUAGCAGACUGAGGGUCAGUGCUGAGGUUUAGGAGCCGGUUUGGACCAUAAACUGCUGACGGAACAUGGCCGCCAGGACGCCAAGUCGCCAUCUGGUUGCUUGUCUUCUGAACAUCUCAGAGGCUCACAGGAAGGACCUGGUGGAGGACGUGGCGAAGGCGGCGCUGCGCGGCGCUGAGGGCAUCAAGCGGGAGGAAACCACGGUCCUGAACAUCUUUAACGAUGACGACUACAACCGCUCCGUCAUCACCAUCGUGGCGUCUGUGCGCUCCAUCGGGGACGCCGUCCUGUCUGCGUGUCAGAGGGCGUGCGCGCUCAUAGACAUGAGCGCCCAUGAGGGCGUGCACCCCUGCAUGGGGGCCGUGGACCUGAUCCCCAUCUACCCGCUGGGGGAGGCGGUGGGAGUGGAGGAGUGCGUCCAGAAGGCUCUGGCUGUGGCUCACGGACUCACAGAGACGGUCAGCGGCGCCAGCGCCUUCCUGUUCGGCUGGGCCGACCGCCCCUUACAGCGAGGCCUGGCGCUGAGGAGGAAGCAGAUGGGCUGGUUCAGGAAGACGCCGGACUGGGAGGCCCUCAGACCCGACGUCGGGCCGCCGCCACGGAAACGAUACGGGCUUACAGGUGUCGGAGCCAGCCCCUACGUCAUGAACUGCAACAUCACCAUCGACACCCAAGACAUGGUGCUUGGCCGAAGCAUCGCCGCCGCCAUCAGGGAGUCUGCGCCGGGGGGAGUUCCCGGGGUGCAGGUGUUGGCCCUGCCACACCAGGGGGCCGUGGAAAUCGCAUGCAAUGUGGAGAGCAUCAAGGGAGACCCCCCCGCUCACCUGACGGCUCAGCCUUGGCCGUCCUUUAUGGUAGACGGUGAGCCGUACCGCCACGCCCCGGCUUCCCUCAUCACGGCCCGGGUGGCUGAGCUAGCGGGGCGAAGGGGGGUGGGGGUGAAGGGCACCGCCCUGGUGGGGUUUACGCCGCGGGAGUGCAGAGCCUUAGCAGAGCUGGCUCUUUCCGAGGGGGUCGGGGAAUUCUGGAAGGAGCAGCAAAAGAUCCGAAUGUGAAGCUUAGUUUCCCUCCUGGGGGGAAGAACCUCCCGUCAGACGGAUCCAGAUCGGACUUCAGUCCAGAACUUUCCUGAAUGUUGGGAAAAAAAAUCUGAUUAUAACAGAAAUAUAGAAAAGAUCAAGAGGAACAUGUUGGUUCUGCUUCGCUCCAAAGGAAAGUUUGACCUAAAACUAAUAAAACUUUAUUAAAACACUGA